UUCAUAAUGAAAACGAAGAUAAUUAUAUAUAUUUGCAUUUGGGCAACCGCAUGGGCCAUUCCGGUCCCUCAGUUAGGACCGCUGGAAAGAGACAUUGUUGAAAAAUCUGCCGACGUACCCUUUCUAGCACAUCCAGGAACCGCAGCACAGAAUGAGUUGCAUAUCAACAACGCCACUAACAACAGCGACGAUUCCCCAAAGGGCAGUGAGCUAGGAAGGCAGGUACACACUAAUGGGGGUUACGAAAGAGACGGGAAUGGCUCCGAGUCGAUAGCCGUAGGAGGGAAGGGUUCUCCUACUCAGCCCAUUUUAGCAAACGCACAGGGGAACAGUGCUAAAGAACGCGAGGACGUAGAAACAUACGGUCACGAUGGGAUACACGCAGGGGGAGAGAACAGUACAGCAAACGGCAUCAGGGGCCAAGUAGGCAUCGCUGAAAAUGCCGAGGAAGCAAAGGAGAGUAAGGUACACGAGCAGCCUCAUCAGGAUACAAAAACUGGCCUUGCUAGUGACACGAGCCAGAAUGGAGACGCCACCCUUGUCCAGGAAAAUGAGCCUCAGGUAGCCGGAAGCAAGAAUAGCACAAACCAUGAGGUUGGAACACACGGGAGUGGGGUUGCUGCACAGGAAACGACGCCUCAGAGAGAAGGGGAGGGGAGUGAGAACCAGGGGGCUGAGGUGACACCAAGCAUUAGGGAAGGUGCUGGUUUGGAUAAUACUGAAGGGAGUCCUAGCGGGAACGGGAUAGAGGAGGAGGAAGACACGGGUUCUGGUGAUGGUGUGGGUGCAGACGCAGGAGAGGGAAGGGAGAGUCACGAUGGCACGGAGGGCCAGGAGGGCCAGUCUAGUGGGGGAAACAAUGACAACAGAGGUCAGGGUUCAGUUAGUACUGAAGACGAUGACUCUAAAGAACAAGAAGGCUCCCCAAAUGGACGUGGUGGGGACAACACCUCCAGCAGUGAGGAAACCGGUAUUGAAGAAGGCGAUGGCACCCAAACAACACAGGACAACCAGAAUCUCAGUCCCGCAGAGGGUGGGAUUAUCAGCCAGGCGGAAGCAUGUCCUUCUGGGCAGAGCCAAAAUCAGGGAUUAGAAACCGAAGGUUCCAGCACAGGCAACAAAAGUAAUAUUACCAAAGAAUCUGGGAAGCUCAGUGGAAGUAAAGACAGCAACGGGCACCAUGGAAUGGAGCUGGGCAAAAGGAAUAGCUCAAAGCAAGGGGAGUCUGACAAGCCCCAAGGGGCUGCCGAGAAGUCAGACACCCACAACAACAUGGGACACAGCAGGAUAGGCAGCAGCAGCAAUAGUGACGGGCAUGACAGUUAUGAUUUUGAUGAUGAGUCCAUGCAAGGAGACGAUCCCAACAGCAGUGACGAGUCUAACGGAAGUGACGGAAGUGAUGAUGCUAACUCCGAAAGCACCAAUGAGAAUGGCAACCAUGGAGAUGCUUCUUACACCUCUGAUGAAUCAAGCGAUAAUGGUGACGACAGUGACUCACAUGCUGGAGAGGAUGACAGCAGUGAUGACACAUCUGAUACCGAUGACAGUGACAGUAACGGUGAUGAUGACAGUGAGAGUGAGGACAAGGACGAAUCAGACAACAGUAACCACGACAAUGACAGUGACAGUGAGAGCAAAUCAGACAGCAGCGACAGUGACAGCAGUGACAGCAGUGACAGCAGUGACAGCAGUGACAGCAGUGACAGCAGUGACAGCAGUGACAGCAGCGACAGCAGUGACAGCAGUGACAGUAGCGACAGUAGCGACAGUAGUGACAGCAGUGACAGCAGUGACAGUAGUGACAGUACUGACAGCAGUGACAGCAGCGACAGCAGUGACAGUAGCGACAGCAGUGAAAGCAGUGACAGUAGCGACAGUAGUGACAGCAGUGACAGCAGCGAAAGUAGCGAAAGCAGUGAAAGCAGUGACAGUAGUGACAGCAGUGACAGCAGUGACAGUAGCGACAGCAGUGACAGCAGUGACAGCAGCGAAAGCAGUGAUAGUAGUGACAGUAGUGACAGCAGUGACAGCAGUAACAGUAGUGACAGCAAUGACAGUAGCGACAGCAGCGACAGUGACAGCAGUGACAGCAGUGACAGUAGUGACAGCAGUGACAGAAGUGACAGCAGCGACAGUAGUGACAGCAGUGACAGCAGCGACAGUAGCGACAGCAGUGACAGCAGCGACAGUAGUGACAGCAGUGACAGCAGUGACAGCAGUGACAGCAGUGACAGCAGCGACAGCAGUGACAGCAGCGACAGUAGUGACAGUAGUGACAGCAGCAACAGUGACAGCAGUGACAGUAGCGACAGCAGUGACAGUAGUGACAGCAGCGACAGCAGCGACAGUAGUGAUAGCAGUGACAGUGACAGCAGUGACAGCAGUGACAGUAGUGACAGCAGCAACAGUGACAGCAGUGACAGCAGUGACAGUAGUGACAGCAGUGACAGUAGCGACAGCAGCGACAGUGACAGCAGUGACAGCAGUGACAGCAGUGACAGUAGUGACAGCAGCGACAGCAGUGACAGUAGUGACAGUAGUGACAGCAGUGACAGUAGUGACAGCAGUGACAGCAGCGACAGCAGUGACAGCAGUGACAGCAGCGAUGGUGACAGCAGUGACGGUGACAGCAGCGAUAGUGACAGCAGUGAUAGUGACAGUAGUAACAGCAGUGAUAGUGACAGCAGUGACAGUAGUGACAGCAGCAGCAGUGACAGCAGCGAUAGUGAUAGUGACAGCAAGGACAGCACUUCUGACAGCAGUGAUGACGACAGCAAGUCUGGUAAUGGCAACAGUGACAGCGACAGUGACAGCGACAGUGACAGCGAAGGCAGUGAUAGUAACCACUCAACCAGUGAUGAUUAG
Molecule: messenger RNA, 2865 nt
Organism: Rattus rattus (black rat)
Lineage: Eukaryota; Metazoa; Chordata; Mammalia; Rodentia; Muridae
Gene: Dspp
Product: dentin sialophosphoprotein
Biological process (GO): odontoblast differentiation; dentinogenesis
Cellular component (GO): cytoplasm; nucleus
Molecular function (GO): collagen binding
Source: RefSeq, a predicted model, not a curated record